AUGUUUUUGGAUUUAGUUAAUCCAAAAGACCUUCUUCAAGCUCAGAUCCGCAUCAGACGAGAGCUACAAUUAUCUUAUUUCGAAAUACAGAAAACCAAUCGCCCCAAUCCUCCAAGACCCAAUCAAAAUAAUCAACCCAUUAGAAGACCAAACUUUCAACCACCUAGAUGCACCUUUUGUGGACGCAUUGGCCACUCAAACAACGAAUGUCACUCUAGACAAAAUUCCCAAAAUAAUUCCCAGAAUUUUAACGAUACUCGAAAUUUCAGUAGCUAUCAAAACUUCAAUAAUGCCCAAAACAAUGGCUUUCAGAGGCAAAACUUCAGCCCAAAUAAUAAUUACCAAAACACUAGACCUAAUGAACAACAAAGAUCUCAAUUCACACCCAAUCAAAAUAAUUCACAAAUACGCCCUUCUGUAAUCCAUAAAAACCCCAAUUAUUCGAACGAUAGACACAGAGCUCACUUCGUUAACUAUGAACCUGACUAUGUUAAUGAUUAUACCUCAGAUCCAAUUGAAAACUAUCACUAUGAUGAUUUUUCCGAUAAUAAUUAUCCACCUCCUGAUUAUUACCCUUCAUUCGAUCAAUCAACCGAUUUAAUUGAUAGCCAAGACUAUCAGGAUUUUCUCACAGUUCCAAAUCAGAACCACCCACCAGAAAAUGUCAUUUCAAUGAAGGAACCUUUGUCUCAAAUACAAAAUCAGAUCCAAACUCUAAAUUUGGACGACAUGAACCCGUCUCUGAAUUUUCCAGAUCAGGAAUUCUGUAGAUCUCAUGCUGUAUACUCCAAAAAUCUUUAUUAUAUAACGGACGCAUCAAACAAAUUUAAAUUACUUAUCGAUACCGGUGCUGAAACUGAAACUAAUUCCCGUAGUAAUGAUUCCCCUAAUCAAAUAAAAAAUCAAAUUAAAAUAGAUCCUAGAUCCGAGCAAAUAUCCAAUUUAACAUGUCAUCUGUCGAAUACAGAUGCAAUUUUGUAUAAAAAAGAAAAUGAUAAAGUCCAUACCCCCAACGCGUUAGUAAAUGUAAAUAACAAAGAAGAAUUUCUGUCACCCAUAGUAAACGGAAAAACAAUUCCCAAAAUUAUCGAUUUUUCCGAUACCGAAAUUAAAUCCUCUUCGAAUCACCCUAUCCUAAAUUUUCUGUCAAACGAUAACUUGGUGAAUUAUUGCACUGAUAAAAGUGACCGAAACAACAAUAUCAAAUCUCGACUUCGAACAGAACAUAUUAACGAGGAAGAACGAGUAACAAAUAUUUGCUCAAAAUAUAAAAACGAAAGAACCAUUCAAUCUGAAAAUUCAGAUGAACAUCCUUUCAAUGUUCUGCCCUAG
Molecule: messenger RNA, 1332 nt
Organism: Diabrotica virgifera virgifera (western corn rootworm)
Lineage: Eukaryota; Metazoa; Arthropoda; Insecta; Coleoptera; Chrysomelidae
Product: probable serine/threonine-protein kinase clkA
Exons: 3
Coding region: 1-1332 (443 amino acids)
Source: RefSeq, a predicted model, not a curated record